Molecule: messenger RNA, 1437 nt
Organism: Diospyros lotus (date-plum)
Lineage: Eukaryota; Viridiplantae; Streptophyta; Magnoliopsida; Ericales; Ebenaceae
Product: 14-3-3-like protein GF14 iota
Exons: 7
Coding region: 373-1155 (260 amino acids)
Biological process (GO): signal transduction
Cellular component (GO): cytoplasm
Source: RefSeq, a predicted model, not a curated record
UCUGCCUAAUUAUGAUUCCACCAUUUCCGGGCACCAUAUAUCCAAAAAUAGGAUAUAAUAAAUAUAUAUUCCAUUUUUCUCAAAUUUCAAAAUUGUCUAGCCACAUCCAACGGCCCAGAUCCGGUCUUCCUUCCAAAACUCUCUCGUCUUUGACUCUUUUUAUAUAUAUAUAUAUAUAUAUAUAUUAUAUACAUACAUCACGCAAAUCGCCCCUCCAUUUCUCAACCUUCAAUUCCUUCGCUCUCCCCUCUCUCUCUCUCUCUCUGUGAAAAGUAGAAAUAGCGUCUCUGCUAAUCUUCGUCUUGGAGAUUCGUUCGUUUAAUUCAAUUUUGUUCCUCUUCGAUCUCUCUGGCCUCACCGACUCAAUCAACAAUGUCAACCGAGAAGGAGAGAGAAUCUCAGGUUUACUUGGCCAAGCUCGCCGAACAGGCCGAACGCUAUGAAGAAAUGGUUGAUUGUAUGAAGAAGGUUGCAAAACUUGAUGUGGAGCUGACUGUGGAGGAGAGGAACCUCCUCUCUGUGGGGUACAAGAAUGUGAUAGGUGCAAGGAGGGCAUCUUGGCGUAUCAUGUCUUCAAUUGAGCAGAAGGAAGAAUCAAAGGGAAAUGAGAACAAUGUCAAGCUCAUUAAGGGCUAUCUCCAGAAGGUAGAGGAUGAGCUCUCAACGAUUUGUGGUGACAUUCUGGCUAUAAUUGACCAGCACCUUAUCCCCUCUUCCAAAACAGGAGAAGCAACUGUCUUUUACUACAAGAUGAAAGGUGACUACUUUCGGUAUCUAGCUGAGUUUAAGACUGACCAAGAAAGGAAAGAGGCAGCUGAUCAAUCAUUGAAGGGCUAUGAGGCUGCUUCUGCCACCGCAAACACUGAUCUCCCAUCAACACACCCAAUUCGUCUUGGCCUUGCCCUAAACUUCUCCGUUUUCUACUAUGAAAUAAUGAACUCUCCUGAGAGAGCAUGCCAUUUGGCUAAACAAGCCUUUGAUGAAGCGAUUGCUGAGUUGGACACAUUGAGUGAGGAAUCAUACAAGGACAGCACCUUGAUCAUGCAGCUCUUGAGAGACAAUCUCACUCUCUGGACCUCUGAUUUGCCUGAGGAUGGAGGCGAUGAAAACGCCAAAGCUGAAGAACCUAAACCAGCAGCAGAAUCAGAGAACUAAGUAACAAGGUACCUGAAAGUAAGGCAAUCCGAGACAGCUCAUCUCAGUAGGGGAAUUGCAAGGGAGAGUGACGAGACGAGGUUCUAUGAUGGAGAGCCGAUCUUUUUCAGGCCAUCCGGAGUCAUAGUACGAUGAGAAUCUUGUUUGAUCUUCCUGAUGCUUGUUCCUAAUCUACUUUUCUAUAUUUGAUCAUUUGCUUUCAUUUCUGUUGGCUUAUUGUUCUUAAUAUAGAAUUCCGGUUAUCCAUUAUAUAUAUAUAUAUAUAUAUAUAUUCUUAUUAAA